This is a messenger RNA of Ceraceosorus guamensis, 4210 nucleotides long. RefSeq lists its product as hypothetical. The record is from RefSeq and is a predicted model, not a curated record. The transcript has 5 exons. NCBI's taxonomy places the organism in Eukaryota, Fungi, Basidiomycota, Exobasidiomycetes, Ceraceosorales, Ceraceosoraceae. The coding region runs from base 366 to 3971 and encodes 1201 amino acids.
GGACCGCCCAUGCAUGCAUCACGCGCAAGCAGCAGCACGCGCAAGCCCCUAAAGCAGCUUUAUUUUGGCUGCGUGCUGGUCACGGGAGCUGUGGGCUUUUGCUGCCCUGCGGCCGUGCCGUGCCGUGCGAGAGGUCGACUCACACUCCAGAUUAGAUGUGCUUGCCUCGAUCAGCUUCAAAGUUCAGCGAGCACCCAUUAUUCAUUCGGCUCGGAGCCUCCAGAUUUCCACAACACCUGCUGUAUACCCGCACGCCUAGCCCAGAGCACGACCUGGAUGCAUGUCGCCGAGAUUACUCUGAAUUCGGUGCAAACUUCACACCCUCACAAGGUGGACACCAGCAACUUCAGCGAGACUGUUGGAUCAUGAAGAAGUUUCUUCGAGGAGGAGACAGUCGGCCAGCCGGUUCAAACCUGCCGGAGAGUCCGCAGAACAACGCUGCCGGGCGGAACGAUGAUUGGCAAUCAGCCGACGCAGCCUACAGCAAUUUGGCCCCGCCCCAAAUGCCGGUCGCAGUAGCAGGCAACUUGACGUCCAGCUAUGACGCGGCGAGCAUCAGUGGAUCUAUUCGAUCAAGCACGCCCAGUGGGCCCGCUUACGUCCCGUUCUCACCCCAGGCCUCGGCCGCGGCCGCGGCCGCAGCAGCAGCGGCCUACUUUGACUUCAAUCCUCACGCAGCGCUUGGUGUGCCUGGUGUGGGCGGUACGCCAACCACUCCUGGAGUUGCCGCUCUGACUCCUUCCAUCUCUCCGUCGGGCUCCUAUAAUGUCUCUGGAAGAUCCACUAGUCCGACGCCAACCACGGGAACCGUGUCCGCGUCACCUGGUGGGAAUGGACCUCAGUUGGAGAGAAGCGAUCUGCACAAGAGCCUCAAGUCUCUCGAAUCGCUACUCGUCACUUUCGAUGAGUACAGGGACCUGAGCGCUCGCAUGGCCAAGUGCGAGAAGCGUCUGGCGAAAGGAGCCAAGGAGCUUGGUCAAGGGAAGGCGUAUGCUGAAGUGCCUGGCCAAACGCUGAUCACGUCAGCCGCUCUGCUCGAAAGCAUUUCUGAGGUCUCGACGAAGCAUUCGAAGCUGGUUCAGCGCGAGUAUGAAUCUCUAAAUGACCACUGUGCCAAGUUUUUUAAGCGGGUAGCCAAGGAAGAGCGAGCUCACGAUGAGACAUUAGAGACGCUCGACAGCAAAGUCAAGAAGGCACACGCAGGCCACGAAAAGAAUGUCAAAAAAUCGGGCGGAAGGGCCAUCGAGAGUCACGACCGUUACAUUGCUCAGGUGAGCGCGCUGACGGCGGACAUCACACGCGCGAAAGCCACCCAUGCAAGUAGUGUUGGAGCCAAGAGCCAAGCCACCAGUCUAGUGGUUGCCGCAGCGCUGGGAGGUUUAGCAGACUCGGAAUUCCGCAGAACAUGCGAAGCGGUGCGCAGAAGUGGGGCGCACGUGGGUCGUGUCAACUCUUGGCUGAAUCUAGCAGUCAGCGAAGCUAUGCCCGCUGGUGGAGAGCCUGCAGACCUUUCCGAAGAAGAAAUCGGCAAGGCAACGAUGCUAGCAAUAGCAGAAUUGCAGGCGCAAGCUAAUUUGGCAGCCAGAGAGGCCGCCUUGAGCAGCGCUAGGGAACAAGCGCAAGCUGCUUGGACCGCACAGCAGCUUGGCUGGGUCCCCCCGGCUGCCGCAAGAGCGAGCACUCCUGCCUCCAACGACCCCAAGCCAGAGGGAUUGGAACAGUCACCCCAAGUCAUGCGCAGCUUGCCCAGAUUAGACAGUAGCGGUAGAGUAGUGGACGCCAGCGCCACGUCGCCGUCAUUCGUCGAGGAGAAAAACGGCGAGCUGGACGCUCAGACUGCGCGUACUUCCGAAAGCGCCAAUGCGAACGCCCCACCCUUGUACUCUCAUGGCGGCACCGGAUCAGCUGCAGCGGUUGCUAAGCCAGUAGGGCCUCGCGUGCUUGACCGCAAGCCGUCAGGGCCAUCCAACCAGACAGGUGGCGCGCUUGCCGAUGAAAACCCGGUCGAUGCAGCGAGCGAGAAGGCUCCAGCUGAGAAGGAGAGCAUCGGGAAAGCACGUGGUCUGCUCGGCUUCGCCAGGCGUAAACAUAGCAUGGGCCUAUCGACUGCCAGCAAUACCGCGACUUCCUCCGCGGUCGGGCCAAACGCCACUACGCCCAUCGCUUCCAACCCCCUGGAACGCGCUGCGACCAACGCCGGCAUGCGCAGCAGCAGUGCUGCUGAAACAGUGGAUGCCGAGCAGAAGCUCGGCGGUGGACACACGCAGCGAGACUCGAGCGUUGCGGAGGGCACGAUCAUCGAUCGUGGUGAGCCUAGCUCUCCCGCUAGCCCUCCGCGCAUUCCCACAGAUGUCCGUGGCGCCGCCCUUGCGACGUCUGCUGAUCGGAACGUGACGCGCAAUACUGAUGCCUCCGAGGCUAACACUGCCGCCGCUAGCGACAGUACCGGCAGUGGCAGUCGCACGACAGGCAACUCCUCCGACUCGUCCGCAGCUGCCCCGGCAACACCCCGUGAUCUGGAGCCAGUCCGCCCACUGUCGAGCGUCAAAGAAGCACAAUCGAUGAGGUUGUCGGGUCCAGACCGUGACGGUAACAGCACGGGUCUCACAGGCGGAGUUGGCUUAGGGUUUCCGCGGAAGGAAGGGCCCGAGAUCAGUGCUCGCACCGAGGCGCCGCCGCCUGGUCAGCUACACGAGCGCAGAUUGUCCUUGUGGGAAAGGGAAAGGGAACGAGAAAAGUUGAUGGAGCGUGAAGCGGAUCUUGCCAGAAGAUUGCAGGACGCCGAGACACAGCUGAGGGAUCGCAACCGUGCUGGAGGGCAAGGUCUUGGAGAUGCUCGCGAAAAUGUUGAUAGCCCUGACACGAGCCGGUCUAGACCUGAUCGCUCAUUUGCAGAUUCUAGUGCUGGCACGACCCCAACAAAGGCCGCGCCCUCGAGCUCAGUCAACCGGGCAGGUGUGGGCUCCUUUUCUGGUCGCCCGACGUCAAGCAAGCCUGAACCUACCUUAGAAGAUCGCGAGCGGGAGCGAGAGCGCUAUGUUCCCUCGGUUGGCGGCAGCCGCCUGUCCGGCGCUAGCGUCUCUCGCACCCUGAGCACAGAGAGCGAGCGCAGCUUUGUUGCUCGCAUGAAAGCGCGAUACCAAGUCGAAAAGAUGGAACGAGAAGAAGAGCAGCAGAACAAAGGGUACAGGCGCGUUACAUCCAACCCUCCAGCGGAUAUGCCGAAGAACACGCGGCGCGUCUCGGACAUUGCAUCGAGCUACGGCCAACGCGCAUACGACGGCGGGAGCGCGCUGGAUCGCGAGCGAGAUGCGUACCCAGCUGCACCACAGGGAGGCUACUACGGAGAUCGUGAACGGGCGCGCGCGAGGAGCCCAGUCCCUCCUCGAGCCGCGUUCGCCUCGCCUCCGCCACAAUUACCAUCGCGCACCUCUGCGGAUGCGGAUGAUGAUCCGCCCCACUCUGAAGUCUGCGGCUGCCAGAGGUGCAGUGCAAGACACUACGGCUCUGGUGGAGGGAGCGCAAACGCACCGUACAGAUCCACCGUGACGGAUCCGUACGCGACGUCCUCCUCUCGCGCUCGCGCUCAUGGCUAUGGCGAUGCUUUGAGCGGGCAGGCUCAAGCGCCACGACCACCUCCCCGACACCCGACCGCCUUGGCUGCCGAAAGAGCUGCUGCCUCGCUGCAUCCACCAAUUGCAGGAGGUGCUCGAGACUCGGCGACGAGGAGGCAGAGUUUGCCUCCUCCACGAAGCCAGGAUUCUGGACAAGCGAGAGCGUAUUACGAUGAGGAGUUUGGAGCAAGGCAGAGUCCAUAUCGAGACAAUGAUUGGGAGAGAGAGGCGCGUCAGGGAAGACUUGGCCCUUAUCCCGAUGAUAGAGAGCGGGACAAGGCAUACCCUCGAAGAUCUUACGACGACUUGCCAGAGAGGCGCGUCGCUUUCGCCCAGCAGACACAGACUAUUCGAUGAGGUGGUUCUGCGGCAUAUUUGCAGCCGCACUGCGAUCGGAUACAGCUACUUUACGAACCCUAUCUUUCGACUUCACUAUACCCUCAAAUGGCGCCAACAGCUCAAUGUCGUCUCGAUGAUCACCCUUUCGCGUUGCAAGGCUGCGAAUCUCGAGUCGUGCUCGAUCUCACAUCCUGCAUGUCAAAGGCUGAAAUUGUACAAUCAUGAAUCGAGCUCUGCGUGCGCGCGAUGAAUGUGAC